UAGGCUUUUACUUAUGUAUUAAUUUCAUAAUACUGUAGCUCCUGGAGACUUAUCCCCUUUAUUAUUAUUACUUUUCUCAUAAAGUAUCUCUGGCGUCUUCCUCGAGAGGAAGAGCACAAAGCGUGCGUAAGAAGUGAUGGUCAAGAAAAAAGUGCAAAGAGAUGGAAAAAGUUCUUUGACGAGAGCCAGCUGGGCUGCUGUGGCCCAGGACAUUGCACUGGCCACGCCGGUCCUUACGUAUAGUCCGUAUAAACCGUCAAGACAACGUGCCUCUGAGGAGGCAGCUCCUCCGCUCCAGCAGAGCUUCAUGAUCCCCAAGAAGGAGAUAAACAUGGUUUCCGACAUGGGCAAGUGGAAACGCUCGCAGGCGUACGCGGAUUACAUGGGCUUCAUCCUCACCCUCAACGAAGGCGUCAGGGGCAAGAAGCUGACCUGUGAAUACAAAGUCUCCGAGCCCAUUGAAAAGCUGGUGGCUCUUCUGAACACCCUCGACAGAUGGAUCGAUGAAACUCCCCCAGUGGAUCAACCUUCUCGCUUUGGCAACAAAGCCUUCAGGACCUGGUAUGGCAAACUGGACCAGGAAGCGGAGAAGCUGGUGGCAACAGUGAUCCCCAAGCACCUGGCUGACGCUGCGCCCGAGGUCGCCGUGUACCUGAAGGAAUCCGUGGGGAACUCCACCCGCAUUGACUACGGCACAGGGCACGAAGCAGCAUUUGCGGCAUUUCUCUGUUGCCUCUGCAAAAUCGGCGUUCUCCGAGUGGAUGACCAGAUGGCCAUUGUCUUCAAAGUGUUUAACAGGUACCUAGAAGUGAUGCGGAAACUUCAGAAGACCUACAGGAUGGAACCUGCUGGCAGCCAGGGUGUGUGGGGCUUGGACGACUUCCAGUUUCUACCCUUCAUAUGGGGCAGUUCCCAACUAAUAGACCAUCCAAAUCUGGAGCCUCGGCACUUUGUGGAUGAGAAGGUGGUAAAUGAAAACCAUAAGGACUUCAUGUUCCUGGAGUGCAUCCUCUUCAUUACAGAGAUGAAGACGGGCCCCUUCGCCGAGCACUCCAACCAGCUCUGGAACAUCAGCGCCGUGCCCUCCUGGUCCAAGGUGAACCAGGGCCUCAUCCGCAUGUACAAGGCAGAGUGCCUGGAGAAGUUCCCCGUGAUCCAGCACUUCAAGUUCGGCAGCCUGCUCCCCAUCCAGCCCGUGACGUCCUAAGGAGGCGGCGGAGGCGCCGCGCGCUGCCCUUCCUCCUCCCCC
Nothoprocta perdicaria is the source of this 1249-nucleotide messenger RNA. It is a transcript of the gene PTPA, whose product is annotated as protein phosphatase 2 phosphatase activator. Gene Ontology annotation, molecular function: peptidyl-prolyl cis-trans isomerase activity; protein tyrosine phosphatase activator activity. The record is from RefSeq and is a predicted model, not a curated record. The coding region runs from base 137 to 1207 and encodes 356 amino acids. Gene Ontology annotation, biological process: mitotic spindle organization. Lineage: Eukaryota; Metazoa; Chordata; Aves; Tinamiformes; Tinamidae. The transcript has 10 exons. Gene Ontology annotation, cellular component: nucleus; protein phosphatase type 2A complex; cytoplasm.